UCACUCAAACACUUCCAUCCAAUAGUGGCACCGGCCAGUGAUCACCACGCCGGGUGUGGGCACCAUGAUGAGCUCUCUGCUGCUCCUGCUCCUCUUGCUGCCGCUGCUGGUCUCCGGCGCCAGGUUCGGCGGCGGCGCAAGGCUGGGGGGCAAUGGCGACUACGAGGACUGGCGGCUGGGCACGGCCACCUACAUCAAGGAGUCCCAGGGCCACCCGCUCAACGAUGGUGGCGGCGCUUGUGGGUAUGCGGACCUUGACAUAUUCAGAUAUGGGAGGUACACGGCUGGCCUGAGCGGCGCGCUGUUCGAUAAGGGCAGCGCCUGCGGUGGCUGCUACGAGCUCCGAUGUGUGAACAACAUCCUCUGGUGCCUCAGGGGCAGCCCGACAGUCGUCGUGACGGCGACUGACUUCUGCCCGCCCAACUUCGGCCUCGCCGACGACUUCGGUGGCUGGUGCAACUUCCCCAAGGAGCACCUCGAGAUGACCGAGGCUGCGUUCCUCCGGGUCGCCAAGGCCAAGGCUGACAUUGUCCAGGUGCAAUUUCGAAGGGUAAGCUGUGAUAGAGCAGGCGGAAUACGGUUUACCAUCACUGGUGGCGCCAACUUCCUCCAGGUACUGAUCACAAAUGUGGCAGCAGAUGGCGAGGUCGCCGCCGUGAAAGUGAAAGGAUCAAAGACCGGAUGGAUACCUAUGGGGAGGAACUGGGGGCAGAACUGGCAGUGUGAUGCCGACUUUCGAGGCCAGCCCCUGUCAUUCGAGGUCACUGGAGGGAAGGGGAGGACGAUCACAAUGUACAAUGUUGCACCUUCCGAUUGGAUGUUUGCACAAACAUUUGCAGGCAAACAGUUCGUACAAUAGGUUAAAGGUAGGAAAGCUUGCUAUUAGUAUUAUAUAGGGGGUUAAUUUGAAUGUGGGGUUUCAAUUUUGUGACCCAAUGAUGUUUACCCAAGAAUGUUAUUAAUGUUGUUUUACUCCCCUCGCCUUGUAUAGUUGCAGAAUUUUACUUCCAGGUUCUCAAGUUUACUGGACCACUAGCUGACCAGUGGUUCUGUUCAUGUAGUCUGACUUGCCGAAUGUUUACCGUGCACAAGUAUGAA
Messenger RNA from Lolium rigidum, 1098 nucleotides. RefSeq names its product expansin-A16-like. Lineage: Eukaryota; Viridiplantae; Streptophyta; Magnoliopsida; Poales; Poaceae. The record is from RefSeq and is a predicted model, not a curated record. The transcript is spliced from 3 exons. Gene Ontology annotation, cellular component: extracellular region. Gene Ontology annotation, biological process: plant-type cell wall organization. Bases 65 to 859 code for a protein of 264 amino acids.